This is a messenger RNA of Daphnia pulicaria, 760 nucleotides long. It is a transcript of the gene RpS7, whose product is annotated as 40S ribosomal protein S7-like. Lineage: Eukaryota; Metazoa; Arthropoda; Branchiopoda; Diplostraca; Daphniidae. The coding region runs from base 114 to 692 and encodes 192 amino acids. Gene Ontology annotation, biological process: translation; rRNA processing; ribosomal small subunit biogenesis. The transcript is spliced from 3 exons. Gene Ontology annotation, cellular component: small-subunit processome; cytosolic small ribosomal subunit; ribosome. Gene Ontology annotation, molecular function: structural constituent of ribosome. The record is from RefSeq and is a predicted model, not a curated record.
GAAUCCUAGACAAAAUCCCCCGAGGGCUGGCUCAAUCUCCAACGGCGAACUCAAUUGGCAACCUAGUGAAUGGUCGUCAGUUCUUUUCGGAAAGAAUCUUUUUCCUACUCAUCAUGUUGUCAGCAUCAAAGAUCAUCAAGCCAGCUGGUGAGAAGGCCGACGAGUUUGAAAACUCGAUCGCUCAUGCCCUUCUUGACUUGGAGCUGAAUUCCGACCUGAAGGCUCAGCUUCGUGAACUUCACAUCAACGCCGCCAAGGAGGUGGACGUUGGCGGUAAGAAGGCCGUCAUCAUCUUCGUGCCAGUGCCCCAGCUUCGGUCUUUCCAGAAGAUCCAAACUCGCCUGGUCCGCGAGCUCGAAAAGAAAUUCUCUGGCAAACAUGUUGUCUUCAUUGCCCAAAGGAGGAUUCUGCCCAAGCCUACUCGCAAGACUAAGCUGCGCAUCAAGCAAAAGCGUCCCUUCAGCCGUACUUUGACAUCUGUGCAUGAUUCAAUCCUUGAAGAUUUGGUCUUCCCUGCUGAGAUUGUUGGCAAGAGGAUCCGCAUCAGGUUGGAUGCUACACGCUUGAUCAAGGUCCAUUUGGACAAGAAUCAGCAGACCAACAUUGAACACAAAGUUGAGACAUUUGCUGCUAUCUACAAGAGGUUGACUGGAAAGGAAGUAACUUUUGAAUUUCCUGAAGCCUAUUUGUAAAAGAUUCUUGGCUGUCUUCUGUUGCUGUGGGUAUUGAAGUAAACAAUACACAUUCGGUAACAACCACA